Messenger RNA from Cryptotermes secundus, 812 nucleotides. Its product is annotated as mitochondrial import inner membrane translocase subunit Tim13. NCBI's taxonomy places the organism in Eukaryota, Metazoa, Arthropoda, Insecta, Blattodea, Kalotermitidae. The coding region runs from base 334 to 609 and encodes 91 amino acids. The record is from RefSeq and is a predicted model, not a curated record. The transcript has 3 exons.
UCGGAUCACGUUGUUAAUCAGAGGCCAGAGGUUUCUCAUCGCUGCGCAAGGCUAGUAGUUAUAUUUUUGGAAGAGUGGAAUAAAAUUGUACUGAGAAAUUUCCCAAUUGUUCGUAAGUUGGUCGUAUUGAUAAAAGCGCUCUUCGAGUGUUUUUUUUUUAACACUCGGCUCACGCUGUUAAUCUGAAGCAAUCUGAGAAUCUGAGGGAUCUGAGGCUUCACACCGUUCACAACUUCACAACAUUCAGAACUCUGCACAAGGGUAGCACGGCGGAGAAGAAUACUUUUAUCUUGGCCUUUGUAGUGCUUUUAACGGCUUGUGGUAUAUGUUGCAAUGGAAUCCACGUUAUCAAGUGGGCAACUCUCCGGCGUGCAAAAGGAUGAAUUGAUGGAACAAGUAAAACAACAAAUUGCAGUUGCCAACGCACAAGAGUUACUUACGAAAAUGACGGAAAAAUGUUUCAAGAAGUGUAUAAAUAAGCCAGGUACAUCGCUGGAUAGUUCUGAACAGAAAUGUGUGGCAAUGUGUAUGGAUCGGUAUAUGGAUGCUUGGAAUUUAGUUUCAAAAGCUUACAGUAACAGGUUGCAACGAGAAAGACAUCGUGUAUAGAAGUUAAAAAGAAUAAAAGUGUUGUAACUAGUAGUGGUUAUUAGUGAAUUUGACAAUGGUUUAUACUGUGGCAGGAUACAACUUGGUAUCCCAUAGACCAAAGUGUCUUUUGUACCAUUGAAAGUGCAAAAAAGGAGAAAGAAACUUUGUUUAAACUGUACUGUUUUACAAUAAUAAGAUCCAAAUUGCAGUUUAUACAUUAA